UGAUUUAAACUCAGCGACAAAAUCUGUUGAAAAUCAUGACUUAAUGAUCUCGAGUAAAAUACGCGGGUGCAUUACUAUGCAAUUGACACACUUCCAUGUAUGUGCGUGUAAAAUUCGACGUUUAUCAUGAAAAAAGAGUAGGCGAAAUGUGAUUGCGAUAAAGAAAAAAUCGUUUCACACCGUUUCGCUAUAAAAAUUAGCGAUUCUCCUGGUCAUUCUCAUAUAAUUCACGAUGUGUUAUUUAUAAUCGUGAUAACUGCUGCGAUGAGCACGGGUGAAAGUGUUUUUUUUUGCGUGAGGUUAUGAUCUAAAAAUAUUUAUCUUCGCAGUUGAUGAAAGACAGGGAGUCAUUUGGAUGUUAAAAUGAGUUGGUUAAGGAGUAGUCCAUUAAGGACAAGCUUUGGCAAGCAGUGGUCAAGAGAUUCACCUCCCAAGGAUGCAGAUCCAACUGCCUGCUAUGACAGCUUCUGUAAACAUUGGCAGCAGACACAUGAGAUCAUUAGACAGGCCAGGUUAAAUAAUGGAGUACCACUACACGAUGACAUUCUCGCUGUUGUCAAUCACAUCGACCAACUUGUGACACUCUUGUUACUGGAAUUCAGGAAUAGUCUCGGGCUUAAUCAUCAGCAGCAGCAAAUGACGAGUACACCGUCUCACUCUCCCUGUUUGGAAUAUUUAUUGAGUGAAAAUCUACUGGACAAUCUCUCAGAAUGGAGUUCAACAGCUGGAAGAUACAGCAACACAAUCCGCAUGGAGCAGAUGAAGCUGUUCGAGAUCCUGGUAUCCUUCAACGGUUCAUUACUAGCUCACGAGCCAGUGGCACGACCGCUGCUGAAACUCCUGGAAGCCUGUGCCAAUGAUAUUCUGCCAUUUGACGUCCAAAAGAAAUUGAUAGUGUUAUUAAAUGGCCUGUGCGUUGCCCUAAUGCAAAAUUUAGCACUCCUCGACGUAUUCUUUCACCCCAGCGCACCUGGAGAGCGCAAAUUCAUAAUAUUUUCCCUGCUGAUGCCUCAUAUCCACCGAGAGGGUACAGUAGGACAACAGGCAAGAGACGCAAUGCUCCUGUGCAUGGCUCUAUCAAAGAGAAAUCACGAGAUCGGUAUCUACAUAGCUGAGAACUCCAAUGUGUGUCCAGUUCUUGCCACUGGAAUCAGUGGUCUCUAUUCAGUUCUACCAAGAAAACUUGACAUCGAAACUGAAGACUGGCAUCGACUCACCCCAGAUGAUGUCAAUGAUAUCCCAGCACUCGAUCAUUUGAUGCAUUCCUUUGAGUUCUGCAAUGCUGUCGCCCAAAUUGCUCAUCCUCUGGUGCAAAAGCAACUCCUCGAGUAUCUCUAUCAGGGAUUUUUGGUCCCUGUUAUGGGUCCCGCGUUACUCCAGCCUUCACUGGACAAUUUAGUCUCAGCAACUGCUUACUUCGAUCUUUUCCUGAGGUCUGUGACCGAUCCUGGACUCCUGCAGACAUUGAUAAAGUUUUUGCUGGAGGAGAAUUAUGAUGAAUGCAGGAUUCUCGAUAGUCUCAUCCAGAGGAUAUCAUCGAGGUCACGAUUGUGCAUCGUCACACUGGCCUUAUUCGAGACCCUUGUUGAUUUAAACAUCGAAGAUAUCAUGUUGGAGCUCUGCCUAUCUUCGCUCAUCCCGUGCUCUCACGUUAUGCUGUCACAGCGUCGACGAAUGCGUGAUCUUGACUCUUACGGAUCAACAGCCAAAAAAUUUCUCUCCUUACGUCCCAGCUGCUGUCUCACCUGGGGAUCCACAGUAUUACAGUCAAAACGUACAAAUCCACCUGAUAACCAACAGACUUCACCCAAUUGGCUCAUAAAUUACGGCUCGAGGGUAGGUGAAAGUCUCUACGGGAAUUAUCAUGCCUAUUUAUUCGAUGCCAGACAGAAAAUCGUUGCCUGCCAGAUCGGUUGCUCCUACUGGUCUUCUCAGUACAAUGGGAUUUCCCUCGAGGAAGGGAAUGACAGUGACAGUAUCACGAAUAUCAAUGACUCGAGUCAAUUGUCAUCUGCAUCUGGACGAGAGUUCAGUCGUCAGUUUAUGGCUCUACCACGAGAAGAAAUUCUAGACAACAUCAAGAGUCUUCUUGUUGAUGAGGAAGACACCAUUGCUGAGAGCUUGACUGAUGAUACCACCAGCGAGGUCAAUGAUAGGAGCUCUUCGCGCGUUGAUAAGGACCAAUUGAAUGCUGAUAUAGAUGCGUUAUUGAAUGAGGAAAUUGAAAUAUCACAAAUUUAUGAAGCCAGCCUGAAGAAGAAUGGAGAGUCCAUCAAUCCUGGGGAGUCUCUCGGUGACAGCAGUGGGUAUGAGAGUCUUGCCAUGAAGAGUUCACAGGAUUUUACCAUCAGUCAUGAGGAUAAGGAUGUAGAUAAAGAUGAUGAUAAUGGAAAUGGAAAUGGAAAUGCUAAUGGGGGAUCUGUUGAGGUCAAUGCCAGGAUUGAGAACGAUUGGAAGAGGGAAAGUCUCAGCAAUGGGAAACCGAAUGUUGGAAUAUUUCUGGAUGUCAUUCUGAGAAAACUUGAAUGCUUGACUAGCAAUAAUCUUUAUGUCAAUUUACAUUUGACUGGAUUAAUCAGUAGAUUGGCGGUUUAUCGACAGCCACUGCUCCAGUCAUUUCUCCUGAACCCUUCGUUGGUCUUCCAGCCAAGCAUCAGGUCGUUAUUUCAGAUUCUGGCGUCUUUGAAGAACAAAAUUGAUCAGUAUUUAUCGAAAGUUGAGAAUGUCGACAAUCUAGUGGAGCAAGCUCGUGCAUUUCUCAUCGCAAGAGAGUACAGGCUCGUGAAUACCAGACGAAAUGCAUUGAAGACUAAUCAAAGGGUGAAAAAAGAGCCAGAGAAAGUAGCAGUUGAGCUGUUCUCCAGGAAUGAAUCAAAAAGAAGAAGCUUGACGUCCUCUUUAACACAAAUAUUUAAAUGGCCUGGUGGAAGUUCUCUGCCGAGCUCAUCAGCAUUCUCCAGAGGUGACGAGCACCUGGAGAUGACGAGUGAUGGUGCAAGCAGUCGUCCUGAGACAUUAUCCUCGUUGCACAAAAUAACACCAACUCAACAUGUUGUACUUUGUGCUGUUCUGAUGGACGAGUGGCUCAAGGAACUAGCUGCUAUUGUCCAGGAGCAUGUUAUAUUGUCACUUACAAACAGCAUUGAAUUUUGAGUUUUGCCUUAUAUGUUUUACUGAACAACGACAAUCCAGAAGAGUAUCCAUUAUAUUCUGAAAGUAAUUAUGAAAAUGUACAUAAGAAUCAUGUGUUAGUGGAGCACAUCCGUGUGCUUUUUGGUGAUUUUUAGAAAGUGACUAAUGAUUUUUUUUUUUUGCUUGUUGAUUAUAUUGUAUUCUUCUAUUUUAUUCCUGACUCGUCAAUUCACAGAGGAACUGUAUCGAGGAGGGGACGUGAAUAAACGAAUUUACAAUGUUUUAAUUAA
This is a messenger RNA of Fopius arisanus, 3422 nucleotides long. RefSeq names its product UPF0518 protein AAEL005291. NCBI's taxonomy places the organism in Eukaryota, Metazoa, Arthropoda, Insecta, Hymenoptera, Braconidae. The coding region runs from base 364 to 3153 and encodes 929 amino acids. The transcript has 4 exons. The record is from RefSeq and is a predicted model, not a curated record.